AUGUCGUCGUCGCCGGAAGUAGGGCACGAAAAGGAGGCGGAGGCACAGGCGACGCCGGAAUCAGGGCACGAGAAGGAGGCGGCGGCGGAGGAUGAGGUCACCAUAACGCCGGUGAAGCCCGAGGCGGGGGCGAAAGGGAACAUCGCCUACAUCCACAUCAAGGUAACGAGCCAGACCGCCCCGGACGUCUUCUUCCGCACCAAGCGCGACGUCUUCCUGCAGCGCAUCAUGGACAUGUACUGCGGCAAGCACUCGCCCAACCGGAAAGCCGUCGUGUUCCUGGACGAGGACGGCAAGAAAAUCAGGGCCUCCCAAACGGCGGAGGAGGCCGGCUUGGAUGACGGACACUCUAUCAGCGUCAAUAUCGCCUAG
Aegilops tauschii subsp. strangulata is the source of this 372-nucleotide messenger RNA. Its product is annotated as small ubiquitin-related modifier 1-like. The record is from RefSeq and is a predicted model, not a curated record. NCBI's taxonomy places the organism in Eukaryota, Viridiplantae, Streptophyta, Magnoliopsida, Poales, Poaceae.